AUGGGCGACGGAUCACCACAUAAUACGAGGUCGUGGCUGAAGGAGCCGUACUUGGGCAUCUUCGACUCGUGGGAGGGCACCGACUGCUGCUCCAAUUGGUAUGGCAUCAGCUGCGACCCGACCACUCGACGAGUCACAGACGUUUCCCUCCGAGGCGAGUCGGAGGACCCCAUUCUCCAAAAAACGGGACGCUCAGGUUCGGGCUUCAUGUCAGGUUCCAUAAACCCUUCCAUUUGCAAGCUCGACCACCUCACCACGUUAAUUAUUGCUGACUGGAAAGGCAUCAGUUGGGAGAUCCCUCAGUGCCUGGCUUCGCUACCCAACUUAAGAGUCUUAGAUCUUAUUGGCAAUUCCCUGUCCGGAAAAAUCCCACAACGGAUAGGUAAUCUCCAGAAGCUCACUGUCUUAAACCUCGCAGACAAUAAGCUAAGUGGAGAGAUCCCAAGCUCCUUGGUUCAACUGUCCAGUUUAAAGCAUCUGGAUUUGAGCAACAACCUUCUGACAGGGGAGAUUCCUGCCAACUUCGGCAACCUCAAGAUGCUUAGUCGCGCAUUGCUGAGUCGAAACCAGUUAACCGGGAACAUCCCCAGUUCCAUGGGCAACAUGUACAGGUUGGCUGAUCUGGAUUUGUCAUUAAACAAGUUAUCGGGUAGGAUACCGGAGCAGCUGGGGAAAAUGCGGGUGCUUUCUACGCUGAACUUGGAUAGUAACAGGAUUACGGGCGAAAUCCCGUCCGUUCUGUUGGGGAAUACGGGCCUGGGGAUUCUGAACUUGAGCAGAAACGCACUUCAAGGCAACAUACCGGACGUUUUCGGGCCCAAAUCGUACUACAUGGCGCUUGACUUAUCCUUCAAUAAUUUGAAGGGUCCAGUGCCCAAGUCCAUAUCGUCGGCGAAAUACAUCGGGCAUUUGGAUAUGAGCCAUAACCAUCUUUGUGGGCAUAUUCCGUUGGGAUCACCGUUCGAUCAUCUUGAGGCAUCCUCUUUCGACAGCAAUGAUUGUCUCUGCGGUAACCCGCUCAAGACUUGUUAAUCCAUGUUACCUUGGGGUUGGUAAUUUCUUUUCUUUUCUUUUAUUUAUUUUUCGGUUUUAUCAAUGGAAAUGUGAUGAUGUAAAAGUGGAUCUAAGUGUGGUUAAUCUCAUGUAACCAAUUUUAAGGUCUAAUAUCCUAUACUAUAGUAUCCUAUCCCAUGUAUAUCAUCUGUAAGGGUGUUUUAAUUAGUUGAAUGGAAGGGACAAAGAUUAUUGCAGCAGUCCCGUGGUGGAUGCACCUGAAGAACAGCCAAAAGGUUUAAGCUUGAGAUAGUGGCGUAUCUUAUCUUGUACUGGUAUACUUUAUUUGAAUGCAACGCCAUUGAGCUACUACUAGUUAAAAAGUUGAA
This is a messenger RNA of Theobroma umbraticum, 1382 nucleotides long. RefSeq names its product Leucine-rich repeat (LRR) family protein (gene DRT100). The record is from RefSeq and is a predicted model, not a curated record. Gene Ontology annotation, molecular function: protein binding. NCBI's taxonomy places the organism in Eukaryota, Viridiplantae, Streptophyta, Magnoliopsida, Malvales, Malvaceae.